Messenger RNA from Lolium perenne, 1928 nucleotides. RefSeq lists its product as uncharacterized. The record is from RefSeq and is a predicted model, not a curated record. NCBI's taxonomy places the organism in Eukaryota, Viridiplantae, Streptophyta, Magnoliopsida, Poales, Poaceae.
UGAAAUACCCCGUAGAUGUGUUUUCGCUCGUCUCGCCGGCGAGGCUGCGCCGAGCCCCUCCUCUCUGUAGCAAGGCUCCGCUCGUCUCGCGGCGUGCCCUUCUCCAAACUGCGGCGAGGCCGUACCGAGCCCUCCUCUCCGUUAUAAGGCUUCGCUCCUUCUCGCGGCGCACCGUGCCGAGCCCUUGUACCAACUGCAAGGUUUCGCUCGUCUCGCCGACCUCCCCCUCGUCACGCCGGCGAGGCCGCCGCCGUACCGAGCCCUCGCCCUCCUCUCCGCUGCAAGGAUUGGCUCGUCUCGCGGCGUGCCCCUCCUCCUCGUCUCGCGCGGCCGUACCCAGCGCCCUCCUUCCCUCUUCGAGGCUUCGCUCGACACGUCCUCUGCCGCCGCGCGCGGCGACGCUAAGAGCCGGGGUGCCGACUGACGAGGAUAAUCAUCCCCUCCUAGCAACCACCACUGCCUUCAGAUGGAGGACAUACGUGAUAUGGAGCUGCUGUUAAGGAGAGCGACUCUGUUCGCUGGGGGCACUGCCUCGCUGGCCAUCGAUGUCGCCAAGGCAGCCCUCCCAGUGAGCGCCACUCAGAUGGCGCACAUGGCCUACGAGCUAGGGAGUGCUGCGGACAACAAUGGCGUCAAUAACGUGGAAUUGCUCAAGGCUGCGGAAGAGGUGAGAAGGGCAGAUGACAAAACAAGAUGUGAGGCUGUCUCUGGUUUGAUCCACGCGUGUGUCGAGCUUGCACGUGAUGCAGUUCACGCUGGACAUGAUGGUAUCAUGCACAAUGCGAUUGACUUGGCACUUGCUGGACGCUUCUUCUUGCGAGUUGCAGCAUUGGGCAGUACAGAGAGGCCAGCCACCAGUCAGCCCGAACACCGGCUCAUGGAGCAGCCAGCCACCGGCCAGCCCAUGCAGAAGCCCCAGGAGCAGCUAGCGACCGGCCAGCCCAUGCAGAAGCCCCAGGAGCAGCCAGCCACCAUCCAGCCCAUGCAGAAGCCCCAGGAGCAGCCAGCAGGCGCUGGACAUGCAGCCUGGUGGUCCAAAUGGAAGAGAAAGACGGAAGUAAGUGAUUUGGAGAAACAUCUUCUGCAGAAAUCUCCCCCACCCAGUGGCAAUGUAGCUGUCGCUUCUUCUUCAAGCCUAGAUAAGGUGCAGGGGAAGCUAUGUGACAAGUGGCUAGGUAUGCAAGUGUCAGCUCUUUCGAUGUCGCUCUGUUUGCUCCCCUACAUGGGGCGAGAUGGACUUCUGAAAGAGGGUACAUUCUCUGCUCGUUAUCUGUGGUGGGUGGACGUGCUGUUCAAGCUGUGGUGGGGUGUAGUUGCUCUUGGUGUUCCAUGCAGCUUGUACGGUAGCUGGUGGAUUGAGCUGCAGUAUGCUCGCCUUUCCGGCCACUUAGGGAUACUCGGUUUGACAGUGCUUGUUGGUAUGUUUUCUCACUGGAUAUUAGCAACUGAAGUCACAGCAGUGUUGAUAAUAUUUCUGGUUUUUACAACUGGGUUUUUUUAUCAGUUUCUUUAUCAGGUGCUGUGCCACGGAAGCGCUGUGAUGCUGCUGCAGUAAAGGUCAGCAACACAAUUUUGGGAUGACAUUUGUAGCGGCCGUGUUAUCUGGGAGGAGAAUCUGUAGAUACUUGCAGUGAAUGUGUUGGUGCGUGUAUCGGCCGUUUAAAGUGAGAUGUGACACAUGCGGGCCAUCAAACGGCCUUCAAUCCUCAAGCUGGAUUCGUAAAUAGCAGUUGGAUUUGGUACAUGUCGCCAUGGAAGGUUGUGCGAUGUGCAAGGGUGCCGUUUUUGUUCUACUUCAGCUGACUAGUCUUAACUAGGAUGGUCAGUGCCAAGUGAUUUGGUGCUCUACGGUGUUAAUAAAGCACUAACUACCAUCUGUAAAUUCAUUUUCAUAAUUUCAUAUCCUCAGUUGUUAAGAGCGUACAGUA